AAAGGGUCCACAAAAUUCCCGCAAUUUAUUUCCCGCCAAUACAAGAAGCUAAAUAUUCCCGCCACAUCUCUCUCUUUUUCUCUCUUCCAUUUUCCCCCAAACCCUAACAAUUCUUUUCAAAAUAAAAAACAAAAUGCAAUCACCAAAUCGGAAAAGAAAAUCCAUAAUGGAAGGUCAGUUUACACGGAGCAAAUCUCAGAUCUACUUGCACUGUAACAGGUCGGGUCGAGUUCGGGCUGACCCGACCCGAUUCAAGCGCCACGACCCGCCGGUGAAAAGGGUAGUUGUGGAGAACGGGGAAAGUAUUCGUACACCUAUUAAGGAUCUUCGUGCUCAUAGGGUCUUCUCUCCAGCUACUCCUAUUGUUUUACAAAAUGAUGAUGAUACUAUUCAUUUGAAGAAAAGUGAAAUACCUGUUGGGGUAAAAAAGUGCGGUCAAAUAGGAAUUGACAGUAAUGGAGUUGGGGUUGAGGAGGUAAAUGGUGAUAUAUUUGGGGUAAAAAAGUGUGGUGAAACAGUAAAUAAGAAUGAAGGAGUGGGUAAAAUUGGAAUUACUGUGUCCAUUCCUAAGAGUAAUUUGGCUGUGAGUUCGAGUUUGCGUAGGAAGGUGUUCAUAGCUCCAAGCUCAUUUAGCUACAGAAGAUUGCUGCCGUAUUUGACAGAUGCUGCGCGAGAGUAUUCUGAAAUUGAUACACGUGAUGCAUUAUCCAAGUCCAGCGAUCCAACUUUGAGUUAUCUGAAACCUGAGCUGCAAUCAACGGCUAGUAAUGGUUCUGCUUCUGAUGUCAGAAGAUCACUAGGAAACGUAGAAGGUCAGAAGAUCGUACCCAACGUAUCAGGGGGCCCACAGCAUCUCAAUGAAAUCCCUGGUGUUUUGUCCCAGACUCAGGUGGAGUCUCGGGUGUUUACCAAGGGGGGAGGACUUAAUCCUGAGGCAUUGGAAGAAUGUGUCCAGACUACACCACCAGAUACUGACAUUUUCUGUAAAGCUAAUGUGAGCCAUAAUUCUGAGCAGAUGGAGAAAAGUUUUGCAGGUCAUCCAUCAGACAGAAGAAAUGGCUACAUUGUAAAGAAGUCUAAUUUGACUCCCGGGAAAAAUGGCAGUGUUUCGAGAAAUAAAUUGGCUCUAAAUCCUUGCUCUAGGCUGAAGGUAUUCAAAGCUGCAAGCUCUGUUAGCUACAGAAGACUGCUUCCAUUUCUGAUGGAUGUUGCAAAAAAUGAUACUGGAGGUGCUUCAAGUGAAAAUGGACUUCCUAAAUUUCAGAGGGACUUGGAGUGCAACCGACCUUUGAUGCCUGUGAGUAAAGAGGUUCCUACAAACAAAGAGUAUUCUCCCAAGAAAGAUGAAAUCAAAGAACAAGAGACAAAGUUACUUGAACCAAAAUUUACCUCAGCCAAUGACGUGAGUGAAUCAUUCAAUAAGAUGCCAUGGUCCAUGUUUCCUGAUGAUGUGGCCAAUUCCAAAACAUUACUUCAUGUCGAGAUUGAAAGAGAAUCUGAAGCAGAGUGUACUGAUACAAGUAAUGCAGAAAAGUCGGAAGUACCAGAAUGUCUGAAUAAUGAUAUCAAUAAUUUUAAUCCUGGAGCAAUCAAUGUAAGCCGGGAAACUUCAAUAGCUAUCCCAAACCUCUUGCCUAUCAGUCUUGAAGAUUUGCUAAGUGAAUAUGGGGUAGAAGAUCCAAAAGUCGAGCCUGUUAGUCCUGAAGGAGAUCGCAUUACUUUGGAGGUAGACUGUAAUGAAGAAAAUAGGAAUUCUGGCGAUCCGACUGGUACUGUAGAAAUUCAUUCAGAUGCUAAUGAGGCUCUAAAGAAGGAGCUUUUCCCCAAGAUAUCAGAACCUGCGCCUGUCAAUAAUGAAAGCAGCUGCAAGGUUUUGCUGGCAGAUAGCAACGGAGACAGUGAAGGGCUUAACGAAGUUGCUUUGAUCACAUCAUCCUCUUCCACUGAACCAUCUGAUCUUUCAGGAUAUGGUAAUGAUGGUCCCACCAAAACCCUAUGCAGCGAGUCCAUACAAGAAAUCUCACAAUCUAGUGAUAAUCUAAACAAAAAUGGAUGCCUUGAACCAGCUAUUUGUCACCAGAAAUCAACUCAGAACGAAUCAUCAUCAUAUGAUUUGGUUACUCAUCCUGAUGUUCUCAACAAAGGGAUAUUAAAGAGAAAUCGUAGGGGAUGUAGAGGUCUGUGUAACUGUCUGAAUUGUGCAUCAUACCGCCUGCAUGCUGAGAGAGCUUUUGAAUUUUCUAGAAAUCAGAUGCAAGACACUGAAGAAGUGUCUCUGGGAUUGAUGAAGGAGUUGGCUGAUAUGCGGAUUUUCUUGGAGAAACACCUUUCUACUGAAAACGGCCUUGCUCCUAUCCCACUUACUCAGCUCGAGGUUGAAGAAGCAUGUACAAAAGCACUGGAAGCAGAACAACGUGCAAAAGAACGUCUUAGCCAAAUGAAUAAUGAACUCAACUAUCACUGCAGAGUCCCGUCUUUGUACCGGCCAAGAGUGACAUUUUCCGCUCAUAUUGAAGAUAAAACUGUUGCAAAAAUAGAAUCAUCUAGUUCGAAAUCUGAGAAUGAAGAUAUCAAAGCAGGGACAAAGCGUACCCGAAAGAAGCAUCACUAAGCUAGUUUCCAUGUUCUCUUUUUUUUUUUUUCUUUUUCUUUUUUCAAGUUCCAUGCUUCUUGUUAUCAAAGUUGACUUGUAGAUAGGUGACUUAGUCCAUAAUAUAUGUUUAUGGUGGAAGCUACAAUUCUUGGUACUACUUCAGAAAUGAGAUUAUUAUUUACUUCUA
This is a messenger RNA of Lycium barbarum (goji berry), 2780 nucleotides long. RefSeq lists its product as uncharacterized. NCBI's taxonomy places the organism in Eukaryota, Viridiplantae, Streptophyta, Magnoliopsida, Solanales, Solanaceae. The transcript has 7 exons. The coding region runs from base 134 to 2611 and encodes 825 amino acids. The record is from RefSeq and is a predicted model, not a curated record.